This is a messenger RNA of Bursaphelenchus xylophilus (pine wood nematode), 1150 nucleotides long. The record is from the annotation of a GenBank genome assembly. Lineage: Eukaryota; Metazoa; Nematoda; Chromadorea; Rhabditida; Aphelenchoididae.
AUGCCACUGCUUUUUGUCAGACCUCGAUUAUAUCGGAAACUGGUUGACAGGUUUGUUGGAUUUUGGUUGGUUCUACCAUCUGUAAGUUUUUAAAAAUCUUUAAACUUAUUCUUCCUAUUGUAUAGGGUUUAAUGGAGUACGUCUUUGGUGUCAAGCUGGUAGUCAGAGGUGAAUUGGUGGACAGAAAUAAGCCCGCCUUGAUUAUCAUGAACCACAGAACAAGACUGGACUGGCUCUUCUUCUGGAAUGCUCUUUUCCGAAUGGAUCCCUGGCUUCUGACCACAGAAAAGAUCUCCCUGAAAGGAAUGUUGAAACAUGUUCCUGGUGCUGGAUGGGCGAUGGCCUCCAACUGUUUCAUAUUUCUGGAUAGAGUCUUCCAAAAGGAUGGCCCGAGGAUAGAAACAUUGGUAGAGUACUACUCAAACCUUGGUUUUAAUUACCAACUUCUCUUAUUCCCUGAGGGUACAGACAAAUGUCCGAUUGCUACUGCUAAUUCCAAGAGAUUUGCUGAUAAGAAUGGCCUAGUUCAUUAUGGUUACGUUCUCCAUCCAAGAGUCACCGGAUUCACCCAUAUUGUUCAGAAAAUGAGAGAGUGCAAUUACAUUGAUAACAUUUACGAUGUAACUGUUGGAUAUCCGGAAGAGAUUGUACAAUCUGAGCUUGAUCUGGGCGUUCUUGGAGCUUGUCCCAAGAAGAUCGUCUUUGAUGUCCGGAAGAUUGAAAUGAAAGAUGUACCCAAAGAGACGGAACAACUUGGGGAAUGGCUGGUAAAACUGUGGGAAGAUAAGGAGGUGAAGUUAGAGAAGUUCUACGAGAAACCCCUUUCGCAGCGAGUCUUUGAUACCAAGCCCGGGGACGUCGAGUUUAAGGCGAGUCGGUGUUACCCGAUGUUAAUGCAUAAAUGUUUCAGCUGUCUACUCAAACAUUUGUGAUCCAGGCGGCGAUAGUUGGUGCUUGGUGUGUAAUGUUGGUGGUAUGGCUCUACAUCAUGUUCAAUUACAGCUACCAGUUCAUGUUGGCCAUGUUGACAAUGACUUUCUUUGUUGGGUGUCAAUUCUACUAUGGAGGCCUUGAGUAUUUACUUUCUCAACAAGCCAAACAACCAGCUCUGGCUCCGUACUUUGGCUAUGAGAUUCAGAAGUCAUCUUAA